GCGCCGACGCCGGCGCCGCAGCCCAGCGCUGCCGCGCCGGCAGCGGCGGCGCGUGUGCGGGCGGCAGGCGGGGGCGUCGUGGACCCCGACUCGAUCGCGAGGCAGGCCCACUUGGAAUCAGCGCGCAGUAUCUUGGUGGGCGUUGCGCACGCCCUCUCGGUGGACGGCAUACUGCCGCUCAAGACGCCCCCCCUCUCGGCCAAAGACCUCGUGCGGGUUCAGGGCUUUGGGGAUCCGGGCGUUCCGCACGCGACAGGCCCCUGCCUGUACGCGGCGCGCCGCGCACGCGACGGCAAGUGGGUCGCCGGGGGGGCGUGGGACCUGCGAGUGGCGCAGGCGCGGGUGGCCGCGCACCAGGGGGGCAGGCCCGACGAGCUUCUGUUCGUCCAGCUCAGCAAGGCCGGUGGGGGCGCGCUCUCUGCCGUGGACGGCGCGGUGGACUGGGAUUGCGCGCUCGCGGCGGGGGGCGCUGAGGUCGUGUGGCGCAUGUGCGCAGCGGGCAUGGACGUGCUGCCAUGA
Messenger RNA from Monoraphidium neglectum, 519 nucleotides. RefSeq lists its product as hypothetical. The annotation marks the transcript as partial. The transcript has a single exon. The record is from RefSeq and is a predicted model, not a curated record. NCBI's taxonomy places the organism in Eukaryota, Viridiplantae, Chlorophyta, Chlorophyceae, Sphaeropleales, Selenastraceae.